Messenger RNA from Cyprinus carpio (common carp), 2550 nucleotides. RefSeq names its product regulator of G protein signaling 5. Lineage: Eukaryota; Metazoa; Chordata; Actinopteri; Cypriniformes; Cyprinidae. The record is from RefSeq and is a predicted model, not a curated record.
CUUUCCACGCAAGGUCAGCCACGGAGAGACAUCGGGCGGAAGACGCGUCCAAAAAAGGAGCUGCUAUAGCAAAACAAACCACUUCGCGUCGCGUCCGAGCUCGCGCUCCGUAGACGGCGUCAAACAGCUGUUUUGCACGCGAACCAGGAAGCUUGCGCAAUCAUGAAUCCUGUACUUCCCAGAUAGCCAUUCAUAUUCUUAUCCGCAAGCACUGCGACAUUUUAAGGCGAGAUGAAAACACCAGGCUGUCCUUGUGCGUCAAAACACGCGUGAGAAAACCGAGGACUGUAGUGACUUGCUGCUGCCGCAACUCAGCGACACAACAGCGGCUUCAGAUUACACCCUCAGGGGGGCUUCCUUCUGCCAACAUAUAUGAUAUAUUAUGCAUAUGAUCCAAAAUAUCCUGGAGCGUUAAUAACAGAACCCGUGUUAAAUCGUGCACAAUGAAUUGAAUGCAGAAACUUCUCCAAUGACUCACAGCACAUGCACACAAAUAAGAUCAGCCCUCAGUGACCGAAGUAAAACAUCUUCUGUCAUGCAGAACGGAACAUGAUCUUCUCUUCACAAGGGCGAUUGGUUAUUUUGAUUCCGGCUGCAUGGCUGAUGAAGUCACUUCCUGAGGGUUCAUGAAGAAUUCAUACGGUUUAGGAGGAAGUGGGCUUGCGUGGCAGCAGCAUGUUCAAAGUAUUUUUUCAGUUUAUCUGCUGACUCUUAUCAGACACAGAUCGAUCAGAAGUGUGAGCCCAUGAACCACAAAACCACUGACUAGAUAAGCUUUCUGUUGAUGUAUGGUUUGUUAGGAUAGGACAAUAUCGGGCCGAGAUACAACUAUUUAAAGAAUCUGGAAUCUGAGGGUGCAAAAAGAAAAAAGAAACACAUCCAUGACCGAUCCUAAGGUGGUUUUGCUGGUUAGAUGGUCCAAACUGGUCAUUUAUGGUCAUAGCUGGUGUAGAUCAGACCAGUUUUUGAUCUGCUAGAGGUCAGUUUGGUUAGAGUAGACCUCCAAAAAACAGGUCUGACCACCUCAAAGGGUUCACCCCAAAAUUUUGUAAAUGUUUACUCACCCUCAUGUCGUUCUGAAUGCAUUUGACUCUCUUUCCUCCAUGCAUGCAACCCAAAAGGAGAAGUUUAGAUGAAUGUCCAUGCUGUAUGUUUCCUUAUGAUGUAAAUGAAUGGGGACAAAUGCUGUCAAGCUCCAAAAAAAAGAGUCAUUUGAUAGAUUUAUGAGAGGAACAGACCCAAAUUUAAGUUGUUUUCCUGAUCUCAUCUGCAUUCGCAUAUUGAGAUAUUUCUGCAUGAAGACACUUGGACUUUAAAUAUAGUGUGCGCCAGUUGUUUGGACUACUUUUCAGUCAUUUCUGAAGUCCAGCAGUGUCCACUUCCCCAGCAACUUGCAUAUCCAUUUUGUUCAGUUAUCCAACAGGGUCUGAAACAGAAAAUUACGCAACAGUCUCCCACUAUAAUGUUCACUUUGAUCAACAAUUAUAGCUUGACAAAUCACAAUGACUGCAUGGAAACAAGCUUUUCUGUGAACUGAUGAACAGGACACAAGAUCUGCACACAGAUAACCUUAUGCACACCUGUUGCCUUCAGUCACUGUUCCCGACACAAAUACAGGUGAUGCACACACAGAUCCAUACACACGCUGUCAGCUGCUGUCCACACCAACUGUAUAACGUCAAAACAGCCUGUAAUCAUACUGCUUGUGAUGUGGACAGUCAUUGUGUGGUGUACUCACCCAACAGCUGCCCGUGUUGUUUCACGAUCUCAGGAUCAGAUUAAUGUCACUAUAUAACAGCAGGACACAGAGACAGAGAGAGUCAAGCGGAGCUGGACACAUUUGAUCGAUUCUUUGAGGUUCUUUCAGACGUCGUGUGAUGUGUAAGGGGCUGUCUGCCAUCCCCUCCUCAUGCCUGGAGAAGGCGAAGGGCAUGAGGGUCAAACUGUCCCACCUGACCGAAAAGCAGGAGUGGAUUUACAAACACAGAGCGAAUGAGGAGAAGCUGCCUCAGGACCUGGAGUCUCUGCUCAACAGCAAGACGGGCAUCCAGGCGUUCCGCUGCUUCCUGCGCUCGGAGUUCAGCGAGGAGAACCUGGAGUUCUGGCUCGCGUGCGAAGAGUACAAGAGCGCAUCCGGGUCCCGGCUGGCGGCGAGAGCCCACAACAUCUACAAGCAGUUCAUCAACCCUGACGCUCCUCGGGAGGUGAAUCUGGACAGUGAGACCCGCGAGGUGUUGAUGGGGCUGAUGGAGGAUCCCACAGCGGACACCUUCGACGAGGCUCAGCAACGGAUCUUCUCCCUGAUGGCUAAAGACCCGUUCCCACGUUUCCUGCGCUCCUCUUACAGCCAGCAGCCUCUCAAAGUCCUGUGAGACACACUGCGUAUCUGAGGUCUAGACUAGAUCUGUAGUUAAUCUGUAGAGACGCAUGAGCACACUCAGGUAGAAUGUAGUUUAGUAGGACAUAGACUCUUUAUUACAUUUUAAAACAUCUAUAAUCACUCACUUUGCCUUUAUAUCUUUGAACCAAAUAAAGUUAUUUUGCUCAAAA